Saprolegnia parasitica CBS 223.65 is the source of this 393-nucleotide messenger RNA. RefSeq lists its product as hypothetical. Gene Ontology annotation, biological process: protein ubiquitination. The annotation marks the transcript as partial. Gene Ontology annotation, molecular function: ubiquitin-protein transferase activity. The record is from RefSeq and is a predicted model, not a curated record. The transcript has a single exon. NCBI's taxonomy places the organism in Eukaryota, Oomycota, Saprolegniomycetes, Saprolegniales, Saprolegniaceae.
AUGGCCGAACUGCGGUCGUUCCUGUGCCCGAUCUCGUGUGAGAUCAUGCGCGACCCCGUGAUCGCGCGUGAUGGCCACUCGUACGAGCGGGCGCAGAUCACGCGCUGGUUCCAGUCGCACCGGCGGAGUCCCGUGACCAACGAAGAGCUGCCGUCCACGGAGCUCAUGCCCAACUACUCGCUCAAGCAAGCGAUCCUCGAGCACCAAGCAGCCACUGCGCCAUGCACGACGACCGUUGCGACGCAGCCGCCGUCGGCGCCACCGCUCGAUGCGCCGGGUCGUCGGUCGCCGACGAGCCAGCAGCCGACCUGCAUCACCUUUGUGUGCCGCUUCCGAGAGCCCAUCAACAUUUUCUGGGUCGACGAAGACGGCGUCGACGUCCCGUACAGCCGC